Exophiala dermatitidis NIH/UT8656 is the source of this 2780-nucleotide messenger RNA. Its product is annotated as homoserine O-acetyltransferase. Gene Ontology annotation, biological process: L-homoserine metabolic process. The coding region runs from base 1031 to 2629 and encodes 532 amino acids. The record is from RefSeq and is a predicted model, not a curated record. The transcript has 3 exons. Gene Ontology annotation, molecular function: L-serine O-acetyltransferase activity; homoserine O-acetyltransferase activity. NCBI's taxonomy places the organism in Eukaryota, Fungi, Ascomycota, Eurotiomycetes, Chaetothyriales, Herpotrichiellaceae.
CGCGCGUCCCGACGCCGCGACUCCUGUCAGCCGGACCAGAACCACUGCACGCAAUGAGCAGGAAAGUAAUCGGUGCUGACGAGGCCACACACGGCUGGUGACGAAGCACAUGCAGUGGCUCAAGACAUUGUAUUUGUGGUUCCAUCGUCGCAGGCAAAAAGGCGAUUUGCUCCUACUCCUAGGGGCAGUACCCCUGUCCAUCGUCCGGCCUGCUGGAAGCACCUUGGAGGGAUCCAGCGGACUACUGCGGUUGAUGCUACUACUAGUAUGGCACUGUAGGUAGCGUCCAUGUACCUGAGGGACUGGUACAAUGUACAUGUUGUCGAGCUUUGCGGCUGGCAGGCCAUCGCAGGCUGGAUAUUCAAGCCUACGAUUGUGCGGUCCAACUUGUGGCCAUCCUGUUCCGCUGCAGGCAAGCGAGUCACUACUGGGAAGACCGGGAGUACGAGUAACAGGUAACAAUAGCACGACUGAAAGUGUUCCAGAUUGAAAAGCAAAGCAUUCGAACACGUCCCAAUCGGACUCUCUGCUAAGUAGCAGGCACCUGAUUCGAGCGCAGUCAUUCUGGAGCCUGGGACCAUCAAUGUGAACAGCAUUUCAGUCUCGAGAGCGGGAUUGGAUUUCUGCCCGCGUUGACCGCGACGAGAAGUAGUUCCAUCACCACCGGAUCCGGCACCAUUUGUCAGUAGGUAGUGACCUGUGUUGCGACUUGUGCAACUACCAUAAUCCGCGUCCCGAAGUCAUUAUGACAUUUGAUUGAGGGUUCAAGUACAACAUGGAGUGGUUUCCGAUAGCCGACUUCACAGAUGGAAAGUCAAGCGAGAGUUUACAACCCCGUCUCCAUCACGAUUUUAAUUGGCGGCCGAUGAUGUGAUUUUACCCUCCGCAGGAGAUUCCGCGCAGUUGGCCUCCAUGGCGCUCAAAGGUAUGUCUGACGGCACGAUGGCUUUCAUUCUACAAAAACUGCUUGAGGAGAGGCCCCGCCUGGUCUACUAUCACUCCUCCAAGUCAAAGGCACCCAUUGCCCAAGAUGGCGGCUCCUCGAGGCGCUCAGAUCGCUGCUCGCCUGCUUAGGAGAGGUUCCAAAACUCUCCGAUCAGAUUCCUCGGUGGUAGAGCGCAGGUUCAAUCCACGCCCGUUGUCCAAGAGAUGCCAGCCGGUCACUAGAUCCCUUUAUACACGAGCAGCGCACCAUGCCCAAGCUGCCGCUGCUCCGGCCCAGGAAGAGCGAUGGGAGCCACCGGAGCCCAGCAACCCUGCCAUGGCCUUCCCGUGCCUGGACGCACAGGAAAAGAAGACGGCUGCUCUUCAACAGUCACGGUCUAUCGACUCCGGGCCGGAGCCCUCUUAUACCACCGGAUCACAUCUGGUCUUCCACAGUUCGGAACCUAUUCUUCUUGACUGGGGUGGCAUCCUCCCUGAGUUUGAUAUUGCAUACGAAACGUGGGGAACCCUGAAUGCGGACAAAAGCAAUGCCAUACUAUUACAUACCGGUCUGUCGGCAUCAAGCCACGCGCACAGUACAGACGCCAAUCCGAGACCCGGGUGGUGGGAGAAAUUUAUAGGGCCAGGCGCCCCGGUCGACACUGAGAAAUAUUUUGUGAUCUGCACAAAUGUCAUCGGAGGAUGCUUCGGUUCGACGGGGCCUUCGUCUGUUGAUCCAUCGGAUGGUCAGAGAUAUGCGACAAGGUUCCCCAUCUUGACGAUGGAUGACAUGGUACGGGCGCAGGCGAGGUUGUUGGACAGACUCGGGAUUGAGAAGCUUUUUGCGAGCGUUGGGGCUAGUAUGGGUGGUAUGCAGAGCCUGGCGUUUGGCGUACACUUUCCCGAGCGGGUCCAGAGGAUUGUCAGCAUAUCUGGCUGUGCCAGGAGUCAUCCCUACAGUAUCGCCAUGAGACAUACUCAAAGGCAGGUACUGAUGAUGGAUCCGAAAUGGAAUAGAGGCUUCUACUAUGAUGGUGUUCCGCCUCACAGUGGGAUGAAACUCGCGCGAGAGAUUGCCACGGUGACUUAUCGCAGCGGACCAGAAUGGGAAAAGAGGUUCGGCCGUCGACGGGCCGACCCCAGCAAGCAGCCGGCGCUGUGCCCGGAUUUUCUGAUCGAGACCUACUUGGAUCAUGCUGGCGAGAAGUUUUCCCUGGAGUAUGACCCAAACUCAUUGCUCUACGUGUCCAAAGCGAUGGACUUGUUCGACCUGGGUUAUGAGCAGCAAGAAAGUGCCAGGUCGCGCCGUCAGCAAAACCUGGCCAAGUUAGCACAGCACCGGGGUCGUCUGCCAUCUAACGACCUCUCCUGUAGUCUGACACUGCCGUCGAAGAAUUAUGAAGAGCAACAGCAGGCGGGUUCAAUGGACGAGGCGGUCGUUGACGACCGAGCAGGCGGUCCACCAACCGAUUUGGUCAAAGGGAUGGCACCUUUGAAGACGCAUCCAGUACUAGUGAUGGGCGUGGCCAGUGAUAUCCUGUUUCCUGCAUGGCAGCAACGUGAAAUCGCCGAGACACUGCAGGCGACAGGGAACGGUCAAGUCACUCACAUCGAACUAGGAGAAGACAUCAGUCUUUUCGGGCACGACACAUUCCUGCUGGAUCUGGAGCACAUUGGGGGUCCACUAGGAAAGUUUUUACAAUAGACCAGCAGAUAUAGGACAAAGUCAUAUCCUCUCUAGCAAAGAUAAUAUCGUCUUUCAGACUAGGUGUAUGUUAUUUUGGGCCUCUUCAGGGGCCAUAUUCACAACAUCAUUAUAGCGCCAGCGAGCACAUCCAGACCCCAUCAUUGCAUCA